AUGAAAGAAAAGAUAACUGGGAGAGAUGCAGCCAAGGAAGUCACCAGGACCUCCAAGCAAUGGCCACCUGUUCUGGAGGAGGUUGAGAAGUUGCUCCUGUUCUGGAUUUAACAGAAGCAUCAUGCAAAGGACUCAGUGAUCAAGGCGAUCAUCUGCGAAAAAGCCAAGGCCUUGCACGCCGACCUCAGCCAGGAACGUCAGCAGAUGCAGAAGGCUUCAAGGCCAGCAGGGGGUGGUUCGAAAAGGUUCAAGACCAGAUCUGGCAUCCACAAUGUGGUCAGGCGUGGAGGGGAUGCAAGUUCCGAUGUUGCUGCAGCUGAGCAACUUGCUACGGAGUUCCUGGAGGUCAUGGUUUCAGAGGGCCACCUUCCACAGCAGGUCUUCAACUGCGAUGAGAUUGGACUCUUCUGGAAGAGGAUGCCAAAGCGUACCUUCAUCACAGAAGAGGAGACCACAUUGCCUGGCCACAAGCCGAUGAAGUACCGUCUCACCCUCCUGUUCUGCGCCAAUGCCAGUGGGGACCUUAAGAUCAAGCCCCUGCUUGUCUACCAUUCAGAGAACCCACGGGCCUUCAAGAAACACAAGGUGAACAAGGAGCAGUUGAGUGUUUUGUUGCAGUCUAACCCAAAGGCUAGGGUCACACGCCUCUUGUUUGUGAAGUGGGUCAAUGCGGUUUUGGUCCUGCUGUGA
This is a messenger RNA of Pelobates cultripes (western spadefoot toad), 690 nucleotides long. The record is from the annotation of a GenBank genome assembly. Lineage: Eukaryota; Metazoa; Chordata; Amphibia; Anura; Pelobatidae.